Lactuca virosa is the source of this 1803-nucleotide messenger RNA. Lineage: Eukaryota; Viridiplantae; Streptophyta; Magnoliopsida; Asterales; Asteraceae. The record is from the annotation of a GenBank genome assembly.
CAUUAGGGCACAAAAUAUCUUCAUCCCCACGCAAAACCCUUUCUGGCGUUCUGUCAUUGUAUGCGAACCGGAAAGAAAUUUGUUCCCUAAAUUGAUUUUGAUUCAUAUUUUCUUGUCAUAAAGCUCUCUGAAAUCUCUUUGGAUAAGUUCUCCAAUGGCUACAAGAAAGCUGGUGCGAGAUUUAUUUCUCUCUAAGCAGCCGCUUUAUCGGCAAAGUUUAGCUUACAAACAGAUUUCUACAUCAGCUAUGAGGUUAAGGUUUCAUGGAGGCGCAAAUGUGAACUCUACGUAUCGUGAAUUUAGCGUGUUUAAUGAGUUCUCGAAAAAGAUUAAAGGCGAAGUGAACAGAAAUCAGGAUUUCCAACAAACGGUCAAAGAGUUAAAGGAGAAGACUGAAGAGCUCAAAGGGGUGAAAGAAGACUUAAAAGUUAGAACGAAGCAGACAACUGAGCAGCUUUACAAGCGUGUGGAUGGUGCAUGGACUGAAGCAGAAGCUACAGCAAAGAAGGUAUCCGAGAAUCUUAAGGAGAAGGUUUCUGCUGCUACAGAAGAGGUGAAAGAAACUUUAGGGAUUGGGAAGCAGGAAUCCACAGAAUCCUCCAGUUCUUCUGCAAAUGAAGCUUCAAAAGAUGAUAAGCAGUCAGCAGAAGAGAAGGAAGAUAAGAAACAGGAAUCAGGAUAUGGUGAGACAGCAGAAACAAUAUUUAGUAAGGUUAGGUCUGGUGUUUCUUCUUCCUUUCAAAAGGCAAAAGACGCAAAAGUCCUUGACUUGGCAAAAAAGGGUUAUGACAUUGUGAAAGAUGAGCUGAGUGGUAGCCCAAGUAAGAGGAAAAGAGCCAAAGCUGCUUCUGCUGCUUCCUCACAAGCUAAUGUUGAAAGAAGUACAAGAACAGAUAUUGCUGUUGUACCUGUGAAACAAUCAAAAUUUAAUAAAAAGUGGGAGGCUUUCAAGGCAAAAAUGCAAGGUCAUCCGUUAUUCAAGCGAGUGAGUGGCUUUAGUGAACCUGUUGUGACAAAAAGCCAAGAGAUUGCAGAAGAUAUGCGGGAAAGAUGGGAGACUAGUGAUCAUCCUGUAGUUCAUAAAAUUCAGGAUAUCAAUGAAAGUGUGUUUAGAGAGACAGAUGCUGCAAUGUCAUUUAAGGAAAUUCGUCGCCGAGACCCGUAUUUUUCUUUGCCUGAUUUUGUAUCUGAUGUCCAAGAAAUUGUGAAACCAGUCCUCAAGUCAUACAUCAAAGGAGAGACUGAAGUAUUGGAGAAAUAUUGUUCCCCUGAAAUCAUUGAGAGGUGUAAAGCAGAGCACAGGGCCUGUGAGACGCAGGGAACUUUUUAUGAUAACAAGAUAUUACAUAUAUCCGAAGUGGAUGUAAGAGAAACCAAAAUGAUGGGUGACACUCCCUUGAUUAUUGUUGGGUUUCAAACACAACAAGUGUAUUGUGUACGAGAUAGACUUGGUGAAAUAACAGAAGGCGGGAAGGAUACAAUCCACACGGUUCAUUAUUUGUGGGCAAUGCAACUUGUGGAAAUGGAAGAAGGUGAUGAAGGAGGACAUAUGCCAAUUUGGAAGCUAAGAGAUAUGCAACAAGUUGGCAUUCGGGCUCUUAUUUAAGAUCAUCAUAAAAUGGUUUUUUAUUUAUUUAUUGCGUUAUUAAUUCCUUUGGGGAUGCAGGGAAAUUUUUGUUUCUAUUUUUUGGUUUUGUUAUAACUUCCUAAAAUCCAUUAAAGGAAUGAGAUUGAAAUUCAACAUAUGAUGAGUUCUUGCAUUCCUAAUGUUUUCAACAUUUGAAUAGAUUUUGACAUGAGAGC